AUGAGAGCCCAAUGUCUACAUCAUACUGUCAAGACCCUAAAGAUAAAACUUGAUAGGGUAGAAAGAAGUGCAAGAAGAGGCCAAGAAGAAAAGAAACGAGCCCUACAACUCGCUCGGAAACUGAGAGAGCAAAGAGAUGAGGCUAACCAAGAACUAGCACAGAGGCGAGCACAGAUUGAACAGCUCGAAACACAACUGCUUAAUAUUGAGGAGACUUUUCGAAACCCUCACAAAAGUCUUCAAAAAGAAAAUGAAUUGUUAAAGAAGAAGAUAGCGGAGCUAGAAGGAGCAAGGUUGAUCCACUCAUCCGCACAAGAGAUAACCAUGCAAGAAAACGAAGCCUUAAAAGCAAAGAUUGCUGAAUUAGAAGUCAUAGUGCAUAGUUGCCAUCAACGAAUCCAACAGCUAGAAGAUAGUCGACCAUUAACUAAUCCAGAGCUUGGAAUUGCUCUACGGCAGGCUCAGGACACCAUUGAAAUGCAACAUGAAGCAAUGGAGAGAGCAGUGGAUCAGGCACGUGAUGUAGCUCGUCAAGUCUACGAAUUAUCUGAAGAAGCGGCAUCUUUAAGAGUUUUCGUGGUUCUAGAAUCAGAGGAAGAACGACGCAUCAUGGGAUUGAUGAUAGAGCUCGAGAGAUUAGGGAAUAGGGCAAGAUUCUACAUUUAA
Messenger RNA from Hibiscus syriacus, 666 nucleotides. Its product is annotated as myosin heavy chain, embryonic smooth muscle isoform-like. The transcript has a single exon. The coding region runs from base 1 to 666 and encodes 221 amino acids. The record is from RefSeq and is a predicted model, not a curated record. NCBI's taxonomy places the organism in Eukaryota, Viridiplantae, Streptophyta, Magnoliopsida, Malvales, Malvaceae.